Molecule: messenger RNA, 2450 nt
Organism: Malurus melanocephalus (red-backed fairy wren)
Lineage: Eukaryota; Metazoa; Chordata; Aves; Passeriformes; Maluridae
Gene: NOXO1
Product: NADPH oxidase organizer 1
Exons: 8
Coding region: 89-1516 (475 amino acids)
Biological process (GO): superoxide anion generation
Molecular function (GO): protein binding; phosphatidylinositol binding; superoxide-generating NADPH oxidase activator activity
Source: RefSeq, a predicted model, not a curated record
CAUUCCUCCAGCUCUCAUUCCUCCAGCUCACAUCAUUCCCUCACACAUCUCUCCGGUUCCCUGCGAAGGAGGAGCAGCCGUGGGCAAGAUGAGCUGCAGCAGGUACCCCGUGGAUGUGAAGGCUGUUGGCUUCAUGCAAUGCAGAAAGCAAAAGAACUACAUGAUGUUUGUGUCUUGGUCAGAYCAGAACAACAUUCUCAUCUACAGGACAUUUGAAGAGUUUAAGAAAUUCCACAAAGAGCUGAAGAGAGCAUUCCCCACGGAGAGUGGGUCACUCAGGAGUUUACCCAGGUUUAAAGGUAUAAUUAUGCAGCAUAGGAAGGGUGGGAGGAUGAACAGGUGCCUGGAGAUCAUGAAACUGCUGGAAACGUAUUCCCAGGAGCUGCUKAAAACAGAUGUGAAAAUCUCCCGAGGUGAAGAGGUGAAUCAGUUUUUCAAGGCACAGACCCAGGACCUCGAUCCGUCCUUCCCUGAAAACAGUGUUGUGAUCAUGCCRUCAGCAUUCAGAAGGGAGAAGAGCCCCAAGCCCCUCUCCAUCACCCUCCCUCAGGCAUCRCAGAGCUACCGCUGCAUUGAGGCCUUUGAAACCAAAGACACAAAGAACAAACCUUUUGCAGUGGCUCAGAAGGAAGUUGUGGAAGUGCUAAUCAAGGACAUGACGGGCUGGUGGCUGGUGGAAAAUGCAGACAAACAGAUAGCCUGGUUCCCAGCCUCUUACUUGGAAGAGCUUGAUGUCUAUGAGGACAUCCAGAAUGCCUUUAGCUCAAAUGAGGAGGGCAGCCUUUACUUUGUGGUGCAGGCCUACGAGGCUCAGAAGGCAGAUGAGCUCUCACUGAACCACGGGGUGGUCGUGGAGGUGGUCAGGAGGUCCCACAAUGGCUGGUGGCUGAUCCGGUACAAUGGCUGCACUGGCUACAUGCCCUCGCUGUGCCUCCGGCCCUACAAGAACCCUCACCACAAACUCCAGACCAUCAUGAGCGGCGGCCUCAACUCCUCCACCCCAAACCUGUGCUGCCCCCAGCCCCGGGGAGAGGCUGUGGCUCAGCCCRGCCCUUCCUUUGUCCCCCGUGAAGAGGACGGGAGCUCUCUGAGAAGCAGAUCCCRGUCCCUGCCCAGGGCCAGCUCCACCCCGGAGCUGGAUUUGGACAGCUCCUCGCUGAGCUCAGGGAGCAGCGGCGAUGGGGACACCCGGCUGGCCUGGAAAGCCGACUUUUCCCGCUCGCUGCCUGAAGUGGAGCAGGCCAGGAGCUCUCCUGCCCUGAGACACAGCCUGGCCUCACACAGCAGCAAAUCCCCACACCUCGGCACCAGGGACAGGAACGAUUCUGGCUUUGUGGAGCCCUCUGCGGCCGAGCUCAGCCUGUCCCUCRCUGACCCCGAGCCGGCCAUGGAUGUCCCCAAGGUGCCGGCGCGUCCCUCGGCCCGCGAGAUCCUGCAGAGGUGCAGCACGGUCACCAAGCGGGCACUGCAGCAGUCGGCUCCCCGGCCGGCUCUCCCCAUGCCCAGCCGCCAUUAGGGUCCUGGGGGAGGGGACAUGAGGCCAGCCCUCACACCCCACCCGCCACAGUCCCCUGGGAGCAGCUUUGGAGCAUCAGGGCUUGGGACCAUCCCUUCCUAAGGACUCCGAUAGAUCCCGAGGAACACACAAAUCCAUCACCUCCACGGGCAGCACCGUUCCUGCUGCAGCUUGCACAGGGGUCAGGGGGGUGCUGGGAGAGGAUUGAGUGGCAUCACUCAGUGUGGAGCUGGCAGCUCUGGAGCUGGAGGUGCCUUGGACUCAGYGAGCUCUUCCUGAGGCAGUGCUGCCCCUGCCCUGCAGUUUGUGAGCGUUCCACAGUCGUGGCUGUGUUGAUCCCCACAUCAGGAGGAGCUGGCACAGCCACUGUGGAGGGCAAAGGAGUGGCACCAGAGGGAUUUAGUCACCUGUGGCACCUUGAGUGGCACUGGACUGGGGAGGGAUGGCAUGGCACCUGUGUGAUGUCACUUACCUGAAUCUCCUAUUUCAUGGAUGACUUUUUAACUCUUUGACUUAGGUAYUCUUUUGGGGUUUUUUUAUAGGUUAGUGGAGAGGCCAUGAAAUAUAGGGAUGGGCUGGAUCUGCUGCAUGGUUGUGAGAACAAAAAACCUGUUGGGGAGGAACCUCAUCCCUGCUCCCUCCAGCCAUGUCUGUACAGGCACAAGAACACAACUAGGGGUGUCACAGCUUGUGUCCCACUUCGGGAUGGCAACAAAGGUCACUUUGAUGAACAAAAUAUUCCUCUUUCCAGGGGUUUGGGUAGUUACUGAAACUCAYGAUUCUAAUCCUAAACUCAUUUGCUAGAGUUGAGUUAGAAAAAGUUAYGGGAAAAUUAAGACUUUUCCAUACUUUGAUAGCUUGAAUUGUACUUAUUCUCCCAGGUACCUGUUAAUAUUUUUAUAAACAACUUGCAUUUGAAUUUUAUACAUUUUUG